Messenger RNA from Torulaspora globosa, 969 nucleotides. RefSeq names its product TFIIH/NER complex subunit TFB3 (gene TFB3). Bases 1 to 969 code for a protein of 322 amino acids. The transcript has a single exon. The record is from RefSeq and is a predicted model, not a curated record. NCBI's taxonomy places the organism in Eukaryota, Fungi, Ascomycota, Saccharomycetes, Saccharomycetales, Saccharomycetaceae. Gene Ontology annotation, biological process: regulation of transcription by RNA polymerase II; positive regulation of cyclin-dependent protein serine/threonine kinase activity; nucleotide-excision repair. Gene Ontology annotation, cellular component: transcription factor TFIIH holo complex. Gene Ontology annotation, molecular function: cyclin-dependent protein serine/threonine kinase activator activity.
AUGAGCUGUUCAGUGGACGAUUACUAUGACAAUAAGGAUAUGUGCCCGAUCUGCAAGACAGACCGAUAUCUGUCGCCAGAUGUGAAGUUUCUAGUGAAUCCCGAAUGCUACCACAGGAUUUGUGAGUCAUGUGUGGAUCGUAUAUUCAGUCUUGGACCUGCACAAUGCCCCUACAAGAAUUGUGAUAAGAUUCUGAGGAAGAAUAAGUUUAAGACGCAGAUCUUUGAUGAUGUGGCGGUGGAGAAAGAGGUCGAUAUUCGUAAACGGGUGUUUUCUGUGUUCAAUAAGAAGCUGGAUGAUUUUGGGGACAACUUAGAGGAGUAUAACAAGUACUUGGAGGAAAUAGAGGAGAUAGUUUACAAUCUGGACAAUGGGGUUGACGUUGCCACGACAGAAGAGAAACUGCGGGCGUAUGAGGAGCUCAAUAGGCAGCUGAUCAUGACCAAUAUAGAGCGUAACAAGCAAGACUUGGAGAGUUUCGAACAGAGACAGCAGUUCGAGAAGGAAAUGAAGAUGAAGAAGCGGAUGUUGCUCAAGCAAAUUGAAGAGGAAGACAGGAUGAAUAAAGAAUGGGCCAAGAAAGAAAUCGUGAAUAGGCUAUCGAGCGCAGAAGAUGUCGAUGAUGUUAUAGAAGGCGUUAAGAAUACAGUUAAGUUGAAAAAAUCGUCAGCCAGAAGGAAGUUGGAGGAGCUGAAUAGGGUUAUGAUGAAUAACCCAUAUCUAGCGGCCAACAGUGGUGGACCCAGAAAGGACACCGUCCCCUUCACGCCCUUCAAUGGUGACAGAGAUGUCUCGAAACGAUACACACUAGAGGAGUCGCUCUACAGCGACCCAUUCAUCAAAGAUCUGCAAGAGAGAAAAGAUUUCGUCGCCUCGGGCUUCAGGGUAGAUUAUGUUUACGAGCGAAUGCUUACUGAGGCGUUCAUGGGUCUCGGAUGUGUCAUUAGCGAAGAACUACAAACCUCUUAA